UCAGGAAACAGCUUCCUGGUUGUAAACUGCUUGAGACUGCUGACAGCCAGGCAACUUCAAAAGCAGCCAGGAGCGACUUUCUUGCUAACUUUGGGAAGGAAUUCAAAAAUGCUGAAAGGUGCAGAUGAUUCUGUUAUGGAGCAGGAGGACUCUGCUUCCCGACAUGGAGAAAUGACGAGUUGGGAUAUCAAUGACAUCAAGCUUCCCCAGCAUGUAAGCCAGACAGACUGGUUUCAAGAAUGGCCAGAUUCCUAUGUAAAACAUAUCUAUAGCUCAGAGGAUAAAAAUGCUCAGAGGCACCACAGCAGCUGGGCAAUGAGAAACACCAACAACCACAACUCUCGCAUCUUAAAAAAGUCCUGCCUUGGGGUGGUGGUUUGUGGUAACGACUGCUCGACCUUGGACGGGAGGAAGAUCUACCUAAGACCAGCCAUUUGUGAUAAAGCCAGGCAAAAACAACAGCAGACAUGCUGUCCAAACUGCAAUGGACCGCUGCGACUCCUUUCCUGCCGAGGCCAUGGUGGUUACCCAGUUACCAACUUCUGGAGGCAUGAAGGCCAGUUCAUAUUUUUCCAGUCCAAAGGAGCUCAUGACCACCCACGUCCAGAAACAAAACUAGAAGCAGAAGCAAGAAGAUCAAUCCAAAAAGCAAAGACAGCUUUCUCUCCAUCUUCUCUAAGAUUAAAAAGAAUCCAGGAGAUUGAGUCUCUGACAGGUGCAGUGCCGACACAGGAAGCUUUGCCUUUGGUUCUUUCCAAGCUGGAUGCUCACACAUCACCUGCUAAUUUCACGAGACAUUUAAGCAAAAGCUUCCAGGAGCCAACACUGAGCAGCUGCUCUGGGCAUCUGCCAUACCCAAGGACAGCCAGGGAGGAUGGGGCCUCCGGAGAGGCACCAACCUGGAGCCGAAGCCUGUCCCUCGGGAGGACCCCCAGAGCCGAGAGGCUGUGCAGUGUCCCUGCUGUGCCCUGCACAGCCCCUUCCCCCCAGCAGUGUGCCCACCUCAGCACCCAGCACAUCCUGCCCAUAACAAAGGGUGGCCACAACCCCUUCAGGUCUAACAUGGGCCCUUUAGGAGAUGGAUCCUGUGGGGAAAAAUCCCUGCUGACCUACAGUGGCAGCUGCCUCUCUCUGCCCCCCUACCCCGCGCCUCAGGGCAGCCCCUGCCCUGUGGCGAGCGAGGCCCAACCCCACCGACAGCUCUCGGUGCCUCCAGGGGGAAGCGAAGGAGACAGAGGCGGGGGAGGCCACCAAGUGUGUCUCAACUACUGCAACAACGACAUGUUUUUUAACCUGUACCCACUACGGUGA
Messenger RNA from Corvus hawaiiensis (hawaiian crow), 1311 nucleotides. It is a transcript of the gene GCM1, whose product is annotated as glial cells missing transcription factor 1. Gene Ontology annotation, biological process: regulation of transcription by RNA polymerase II; gliogenesis. Gene Ontology annotation, cellular component: nucleus. The transcript has 5 exons. NCBI's taxonomy places the organism in Eukaryota, Metazoa, Chordata, Aves, Passeriformes, Corvidae. The record is from RefSeq and is a predicted model, not a curated record. Bases 109 to 1311 code for a protein of 400 amino acids. Gene Ontology annotation, molecular function: RNA polymerase II cis-regulatory region sequence-specific DNA binding; DNA-binding transcription activator activity, RNA polymerase II-specific.